Molecule: messenger RNA, 388 nt
Organism: Aptenodytes forsteri (emperor penguin)
Lineage: Eukaryota; Metazoa; Chordata; Aves; Sphenisciformes; Spheniscidae
Product: ankyrin repeat domain-containing protein 7
Exons: 3
Coding region: 65-355 (96 amino acids)
Molecular function (GO): protein binding
Source: RefSeq, a predicted model, not a curated record
UCGAUUUCUAGCAGGAAAGAAGUGCCAGCUAAACCCUCGUGACAAUUCUAAGAAAUCGCCGCUGAUGAAGGCAGUAGAGCACCAGCACAAAGACUGUGUGGCUAUUCUGCUGGAACACGGUGCCAACCCUGACCUCAGAGGUGCUGGCGGCAACACUGCCCUUCACCUGGCUGCCGCCAUUCCUAGCAAAUCUCUAGUGGAGCUGUUACUUGAGCACAAUGCCCAUAUUGAUGCUCAGAAUAAGAUGGGAUACACUCCGCUUGCUGUUGCGAUCACCGAGCACUGUGAAGAGAUGGUCGAGUUCCUUCUUCAAAAAGGAGCUGACGUGCAUGCUCGAGAUAGGCAUAAAAGGUGAAGGGUUUCUCAAAAGUGCGCGUGGGACUCCUUA